AAGGGAUUAUUGCAAACGCGGCAGACGUGUAACUAUAUUAUUAUGAGAGGCAAAUCUUGUGCAGAGUUAUUUUCCUGGCUAUGUCUCAUGGCUAAAAUUGCUGCACUUAUAGCUCACGUAACAGGCCUGAUAAACCUGGAUUUGACAGCAUUCCUCUGGGAAUCAUGCCAAGCGUACAAGGAUACGUGUCUAUGAACACGACUGAUAUGCUGGCUUAACGGGUCUCGUCUGCAAGACAUCAAAGACAUGGCGGAGUGGCCAUCGACA
Messenger RNA from Aspergillus novofumigatus IBT 16806, 267 nucleotides. RefSeq lists its product as uncharacterized. NCBI's taxonomy places the organism in Eukaryota, Fungi, Ascomycota, Eurotiomycetes, Eurotiales, Aspergillaceae. The transcript has a single exon. The record is from RefSeq and is a predicted model, not a curated record. Bases 43 to 195 code for a protein of 50 amino acids.